Messenger RNA from Pyricularia pennisetigena, 2253 nucleotides. RefSeq lists its product as uncharacterized. The record is from RefSeq and is a predicted model, not a curated record. The transcript has 3 exons. Lineage: Eukaryota; Fungi; Ascomycota; Sordariomycetes; Magnaporthales; Pyriculariaceae. The coding region runs from base 1 to 2253 and encodes 750 amino acids.
AUGACGGACAGCAUCAACAGGUCAACCUUGUCGUUGGUGCAAUCGCCCGAGGAGACAAGACCGCUGCUCCCUAGGAGGGUUGUCGCCCACGAGACAGACUCAGAGCCGCUCUUCUCCUGCGUCACCAAUAUGCAUCAUGAUCUCCCCGUAUAUACCAACAUUCAUCGCAUUCGCCGCGACAUUGUCUCCAUUGUUGAGGAUUAUCUCAGCAUCGAGCAGCUACGAGACGUGCGCAUCAACGUGUCUGUGGUGCGGCCCUUGGUAGAUAAGCUCUAUGAACUAGAUGACAUUUCGAUUGUCUAUUGUUUGCUGGUGAAUCGGGUUCAAUUCUUGUACGAACAAUCCCACUUGAACAACCGCCAGAAUGUCAACUAUGCCCGUGCCACUCUGUGUGAGCUGGUCGCCACUAGAAUUUUGCGGCGUUUCAAUGAAGACAAUCCAGGCACCGAGGGGCUCCUGGUAUUGGCGCAUAUUCUCAUCGCGGGCUUUCACCCCUUCCAGAAUGCACCAGAGGAAAUAUGGCGCUCGGAACAUCUUACUCAUGACCGAAUGCACUAUCGAACGUUGCCGGCGCUCGAGGUUGCCAUCGUUGGCGAGAGCAAGAUCUUUCUGAGCUCAACUUCGUGCCAGAAGGUAAUCGAUGCCAUCUACACAGGCAGAAUCAUCUAUACGCCUUCCAGCUUCCUGAACAUCAUUCCGGAUCGCUACAAGCAGAAACCAAUCUCUUUAUACGACCCUCGGACAGCCCCUCUGCUUAACCAGUACAGGCUCAUUGUUCCCCGCACACGUAAUAUCCUUGAGCUCAUUCAGUUCAUCAUUCUUCUGUCUCUCUACCUUGCUUUUAUGGCCGAGCGGGAUGCCAGCAGGGUCAGUGGCGUCGAAAUCUGCUUCGCUGUGUACGCUUUCGGUUGGGUUCUGGACAAUUUCGCUACGAUUCUCGAGCACGGCUGGCAGGUCUAUACUCAGAACCUUUGGUCUUUCCUGGAUGUCAUAUUCUCGGUCAUAUACUGGGGCUACCUGAUCGUGCGGCUCUACGGCCUCCACAUGGGGCUAAAGAACCCUGGACAGCAGGCGCUCGAUGUCCUAGCCAUGGGGGCCCCGGUUCUCAUUCCGCGCAUUGCCUUCAACCUGCUAUCCGACAAUCUUCUCUUCGUCUCGCUUCGGGCCAUGAUGUCUGAUUUCACCUUACUCACAGCUAUUGCUGCUUGGUGCUUUGGCGGCUUCUUACUUUCACUUCUCUGGCUGGGUGAAGGACAGCAUAACUCCAUCACAAUCGGGAAGUGGAUGUUGUGGAUUUGGUUUGGACUAGAUGGGACGGGGAUUUCAAAGUCGGUCGAGUUCCAUUGGCUUUUGGGACCGACUUUGAUGAUUGCCUUCACCUUCCUGGGCAACACCCUUUUUUUGACAAUUUUGGUCUCGAUGCUGUCCCACACCUUUAGCACCAUUGUGCAAAAUGCGACGGCCGAAAUUCAGUACCGGCAUGCCGUCCUUACUCUGGAAGGCGUCAAGGCUGACGCCAUAUUCGCGUAUCAGCCGCCAUUCAACAUCUUGGCGCUGCUCGUCCUGGUGCCGCUCAAGUUUCUCGUCUCGCCCCGCUGGUUUCACAAGAUCCACGUCGCGAGCGUGCGUACCCUGAAUCUUCCUCUGCUCCUGAUAAUCGCAUUGGCGGAGAGACUGUAUCUUUGGCCAAACGAGUACCUCAGUGCGUCGGAAUCGCAAAGGCCCAGUAGCACCGGUACUGGGGUGAAUAGGAGCACAGAGUUUAGCGGCAGGCAAUGGGAGUGGCCUUGGGAGAGCUGGCACAUCACGGCACACGGCGAUAUUCAGGAUGUGUUCGAGGUGCCGCCGCCAGAUAGCGUCCUGGAGGACAUUGCAGUCGAUGACGAUAUGACGCGACAUCUGAUCCGCCGACAGUUUACGCGCUCUGUUAGCCAUACGAAUGGUGGUCCUGUCCAAAACCUUGCACCAAGAAAUUCUUCUGCCGAAGGAUCCUCACAGCAGCCAGAGGACAGCAACAGACGGCGGUCGCCAAAGCCGUCUGGCCGAAGGGACAGCAUCACGCCGUUCCCGUCGUUGGUCCAGCAGCUGCGAGGAGCCAUUUCAGAAUCUGACGAGAUGACCGAGAUAACAAGCCGCCUGGACUCGCUUGAAGAAUCCAUUGGGAGAAUUGAAGGCAUGCUCACGAAACUCACUGGGGGUGCUACUGAUAGUGACAGCGACACAGCAGUCCCAGCCGCCAGCCGAAGACGGUGA